AUGAAGUUCUCCUCUGUGGCACUCGCUGGUGCAACUAUGGGCCUUGCCUACGCCACUCCUCUUACUGAGCGCGCAGACAUCACUGAUGCCGAUGUCCUGAACUACGCCCUGACCCUAGAGCACCUCGAAGCUGCCUUCUAUCAAGAGGGUCUCAAAAAUUACACCCAUGCCGACUUCCAGAAGGCUGGUAUGCAGGAUCCUUUCUAUGUGAACUUGAAGGAGACUGCCAGCGAUGAGCAGCAGCACGUUCAGUUCCUGACCAAGGCUCUCAAAGCCGCCGGCGCCAAGCCCGUCGAGGCCUGUACCUAUACUUUCCCUGCCACCGAUGUCAACACAUUCCUUGCACUCGGUAAUAUCCUUGAGGGUGUCGGUGUCAGCGCCUACCUGGGUGCUGCCGCCAGCAUCAUGGACAAGACCUAUCUCACUGCAGCCGGCAGUAUCCUGACUACCGAAGCCCGCCACAGUGCUUAUCUGCGCGCUGCCCUUGGUGAGGCUCCCGCUGCUCAGGCCUUCGACAACCCCCUCGAUUUUGACGAGGUUUAUACCCUUGCUUCCAUGUUCAUUGUAUCUUGUCCUGAGAGCAAUGGCAAGCUUCCUGUCAAGGCCUUCCCUGCAUUAACUAUGCCCUCUAUGGCCCCCGCCACAACCGGCUCGAAGGUUGAGCUGAUGGCCGCUGGUGGUGUGUCUAUGGACACUAAGGAUGUCUACGCCGCUUUUAUCACCGUCACUGGUCCUGUUUGGGCCCCUCUCGAUUCUACUGGGGAUGAAAAAUUCGAGGUCACCAUCCCAGAGGGCGUUGCUGGCCAGAGCUACGUGGUUCUGACCAAGGGCAAUAAGAAUGCUUCGGAUGACAACAUUCUUGCUGGCCCUGCUAUUAUUGAGGUUGGGAAGCCCAAUGGACCUAUAGGAGUGGGCUCUCAGUGCAGUGGCCGCAGCUCUGGCCCUAUGGCCUCUAAGCCCUCCAUGUCGGCCUGGUCGUCUAUGGCAAUGCCGAUGCCCACUGCGUCUAUGACCAUGUCCUCGGGAUCUAUGCCCUCUAUGUCCGUGUCCGCCUCUGCCUCAUCUACCCCCGUCUUUAAUGGCGCAAAUGGAAAGAGCGUCAGCGGCUUUGCCAGUUUUAUGGGAGCUCUGGCUGCUGUCGCUGCCUUUUUGCAGUAA
Molecule: messenger RNA, 1158 nt
Organism: Penicillium cosmopolitanum
Lineage: Eukaryota; Fungi; Ascomycota; Eurotiomycetes; Eurotiales; Aspergillaceae
Product: ferritin-like domain-containing protein
Exons: 2
Coding region: 1-1158 (385 amino acids)
Source: RefSeq, a predicted model, not a curated record